GCGAACAUUCUCUCUCUCUCUCUCUAUGUAUGUUUGUCUCUCUCCCUCUCACUCUGACUACUCCUUCCCUCUCACUGUACUUUUGUCCUCUUCCUCUUUCACUUUACUCUACAGAAUCUCCCGUCUCUCUUUUACUGUAUCUUUCUCUCACUGUGUCCCACCCUCUCUCUCUUUCUCCCUCAUCCUCUUUGUGUGCGUUUUUUCACUCUCCCUCACCUUGUCCAUUUCCUUUCGCUCUCUCUCUCUCUAUUUCUCAGUGUAUCUCUCUCUCUCUUUCUCCCUCCUCCUCAGUGUGCAUGUGUUUCUCUUCCUCUCACUCUCAUCUUUAUCUUACUCUAUCUCUCGUAUCGUAACUGUGUCUCUAUCGCUAUCCCCCUCUCUAUUUUUGUCUAUCUCUUUCUCUCUUUCUGCCUUAGAAAAUUAACAACAUUUCUUCAAAACAAGACGACAAUGCCGAUCUCUGAACAUGAACAGAAAUUGCUUUUGCUCCAAAACCAGAUCCGUGAGAACCAGGUGGAGAUGCAGGAUUACCUGAAAGAUCUUGAUAAUUGGCAAACUGAAAUCUCGAAGAAAGAGAAAGCCUUAAAAGACAACAAGGAAUCCGAUAAAACUUCGUCUCGUGUGCUACCACCGAUUAGAAACAGUUCACGACGGAAAAAGAAACGCAAAGGGAAAAGCACUUCUGAAACGACCCCUGCCCCGAAAUCUAACCGUAUACGCAGCUAUGAUUAUGCUGCUUGGGAGAAAUAUGAUGCGGACAAAGUCUGUGAGGAAAUAUCUGAAGAAAAGUCUUCAUCUUCCGAAUCUCUUACUGACGAAGAAUUGGAGGAAUUACAACAUAAACAACAGGCUCUUGACGAGAAAGACAAAGGAAAUGAAUAUUUCAAGAAAGGAGAGUACAUGCUGGCCAUUGAUCACUACAGUCGGGGCCUCCAAUGUGACCCCACAAACCCACUCCUGGCUGCAAACAGGGCCAUGGCACUACUGAAACAAGACAAAUAUGCUGCAGCAGAAGAAGACUGUAACACUUGCUUGACAUUAGAUCCAACCUACAUCAAAGGAUAUUUGCGAAGGGCCACAGCCAAAUGUGGUUUACUAAAGUACAAAGAAGCCCUUGGGGAUUACCACAAAGUCCUCAGGUUAGAUCCAAGUAACAAACUCGCACAAAUGGAAGCAGAUAAAUUACAAAAGAAAAUUGAAAUUGCAGAGAAAUCUGAUUCAGAAAAAUCUGUGAUAAACGACGAGGACAAUCCUGAAGGAGCCGUUUUCAAAGACAUCUUCAAACCUCCAUCAGAAAGAUCAAAGAAACCCCUGCGUAGAAUUGAAAUCGAAGAGAUUGGAGUGGAAGAAAAGCUGAACCAUGACCAACUGACUGCGAAAAUGGAACAGUCACGCAGCAACGCAGAACGAAAGCAGAUUAACAAAGACAAACUCUCGUUUCAACAGUAUACAGGAGAUAGCAAAAAAACUCCUCCCAAAGUAGAGGAAAUUCAACCAAAACCAGCUGAAAAAACCCAACCGAAACCAACUGAAAAAACCCAACCAAAACCAGCUGAAAAAACCCAACCAAAACCAACUGAAAAAACCCAACCAAAACCAACUGAAGAAACCGUAAAGAAAGACUCAAACAAAAUUAGCCAAUACUUAAAGGUGUUGAACCCCGAAUCAUACCCUACCCUUGUCAAUGAGUUUAUGGAUGCAGAAAUGAUCACCAAACUCUGUGCUAACCUUCAAAAUGCAUUCCCCAAUAAUGCUGAAGUGAUCGUCCAACACCUGUCUCACCUGUGUAAAGUGAAAAGGUUCCAGGUGGCCGUAAUGUUUCUCAGUUCUUCAGAAAAACAAGUGAUCAAAGACUUAUUCAAUUACUUAAAGCAACAACCAAAUUGUGAAGUCACAGAACUCCAGAGAAUCAGUAAAAUGUAUGGCGUUGGGUAACAGUAAAUAACAAACCAAAGUUUUGAUUAUAUUUUAAAUAUCAUUAAAGGGAUGAAAUGAUACCGUUUUUGGACAAAUGUUUAACUUUGGCAUUUUAUUUCCUCAACUGUAACCUGUUCAUUUUAUUUGUUCAAUAAAGAAUAUAUUUUCUAUA
Molecule: messenger RNA, 2089 nt
Organism: Octopus bimaculoides (California two-spot octopus)
Lineage: Eukaryota; Metazoa; Mollusca; Cephalopoda; Octopoda; Octopodidae
Cellular component (GO): protein folding chaperone complex
Molecular function (GO): protein binding
Source: RefSeq, a predicted model, not a curated record